Molecule: messenger RNA, 2201 nt
Organism: Tarenaya hassleriana
Lineage: Eukaryota; Viridiplantae; Streptophyta; Magnoliopsida; Brassicales; Cleomaceae
Product: C-terminal binding protein AN
Exons: 7
Coding region: 55-1944 (629 amino acids)
Biological process (GO): microtubule cytoskeleton organization
Molecular function (GO): NAD binding
Source: RefSeq, a predicted model, not a curated record
CGACGACCGAAUUCAAGAUGUCGUCCACUCUUCCAGAGUAGGGAGAAGAAGCAGAUGAGCAAGAUCCGGUCCCCUCCUCCGACGAUGCCCCACCGCAACCACCCUCCGGUGACGACGCUCCCUCUCGUCGUCACCCUCAGCUGUGUCGAAGAUUGUGCUCUCGAGCAGGACUCCCUCUCCGGCGUCGCCCUCGUCGAACACGUCCCCCUCAGCCGCAUCGCCGACGGCAAGAUCGAAUCCUCUUCCGCCGUUUUCCUCCAUUCCCUCGCUUAUCUCCCACGCGCCGCCCAGCGCCGCCUCCGUCCCCACCAGCUCAUCCUCUGCCUCGGCUCCGCUGACCGCUCCGUCGAUUCGGCCCUCGCCGCCGACCUCGGUCUCCGCCUCGUCCAUGUCGACACUUCCCGCGCCGAGGAAAUCGCCGAUACCGUCAUGGCUCUCAUCCUCGGCCUGCUUCGCCGCACGCACUUGCUCUCCCGUCACGCUCUCUCGGCUUCGGGGUGGCUCGGAUCGGUUCAGCCGCUUUGUCGGGGAAUGAGGCGGUGCCGUGGUCUGGUUUUGGGAAUCGUUGGUAGAUCCGCGUCUGCUCGGUGUUUGGCUACGAGGAGCUUGGCUUUCAAGAUGAGUGUGCUCUAUUUUGAUGUUCCGGAGGGAGAUGAAGAACAACGCAGGCCCUUGAGAUUCCCACGUGCUGCCCGAAGAAUGGAUACAUUGAAUGAUCUAUUAGCAGCAAGUGAUGUAAUUUCACUUCACUGCGCAUUAACAAAUGAUACAGUUCAGAUAAUUAAUGCGGAGUGUCUGCAGCAUGUAAAGCCUGGGGCAUUUCUUGUAAACACGGGAAGCAGUCAGUUGCUGGAUGAUUGUGCUGUGAAGCAACUUCUUAUUGAUGGCACUUUAGCUGGCUGUGCUCUUGACGGUGCUGAAGGACCACAGUGGAUGGAAGCAUGGGUGAAGGAAAUGCCAAAUGUAUUAAUCCUACCACGCAGUGCAGAUUAUAGUGAGGAAGUAUGGAUGGAAAUACGGGAAAAGGCCAUCUCUAUCCUGCAAUCGUUUUUCUUCGAUGGUGUAAUUCCAAAUAACACUGUUUCUGAUGAGGAAGUUGAGGAGAGUGGAGCUAGUGAAGAAGAUGAACAACCAUCUAUCAAGUAUGCAAAAUCAGCACCAAUGGAACCCACCAGUAGGCAACAGGCAGAAAGUACACUCACUAAUAGCGGAAUCGUCCAGAAAAAGGUUAGCAGUGAGUUAAAGGACUCUCCUAGCUCUGGUCAGCAGCAAAGUUCUGCUCUGCCUCAAGAUACUGCCGCGAAAGCUGAGGUAAGACGUAGCAGAUCAGGGAAGAAAGCUAAAAAGAGGCAUUCACAGCAAAAAACCAUGCAAAAGCCUGACGAUGUUUUGGGGUCACAUAUAGAAAGUGCUUCAAGGGGAGAGGAUACUGCCAUGAGUGACACUGAAGAAGUAUUAAGUUCAAGUUCUCGGUGUGCCUCUCCUGAAGAUUCAAGAAGCAGGAAAACACCUCUAGAAUUGAUGCAGGGCUCCUCUUCUGAGCAGAUUGUAAUGUCAAGCAAGAAGUUCAGCGGAAGGUCCAGUGAACUGCUGAAAGAUGGCUAUGUAGUAGCUUUGUAUGCCAGAGACCUCACGGGACUCCAUGUUUCCAGACAAAGAACUAAAGGCGGUGGUUGGUUCCUGGAUGUAAUGUCCAACGUAACGAAACGGGAUCCCGCUGCCCAAUUCAUCAUCGCCUACAGAAACAAGGAUUCUGUUGGUUUGCGGUCUUUUGCAGCUGGCGGGAAGCUAUUGCAGUGUGUGAGCUUUUGCAGAUUAAUAGAAGAAUGGAGUUUGUGUUUGCUAGCCACAGCUUCGAUGUGUGGGAGAGUUGGUUGCCAGAAGGUUCUUUGGACGAAUGCCGCCUUGUUAACUGCCGGAAUUCCUCUGCUGUAUUGGAGGUGAGGGUGGAGAUUCUGGCAACCGUUGGAGAGGACGGUAUCACACGUUGGAUUGACUAAUAGCUUCGUUUUUGUGAGUCUCUGGGUUAUUAACUCUAAAUGGAGCCUCUGGAUUUCGAAUUUAACAAUGGUGUGGUUUUGGUAUCAAAUGUGGAUCAAUUUUUAUCUGUAAACAGUUGAGCCUGCGGUUCUUCGAGCGAAUACCAUGACCUUUUUUGGGUCUUCUAAUUGUUUUGUGUUAAAUAGGGUUGUGGGUGUAUU